GCACGGAGGCUCUCUAGCGCAGCCGCAGCAACAGCCAGCCUGAAGGCUCUCCAGGGAGGCGCUACAACACUUAUCGGCGGCGCAUCUAUGACAUCGGUAGCCUAUCAACCCCACCAUCCAAUGCGUUUAGUAGGUACUGGCGGCAUGUUUCUGGUUUUGCAGCUUGGAAAAAAAUACUUGAUCUCCCCAUCAAAUCACGCACCCAGGGUCCUCUUCUUCCUCCCUACACUCUUCUCAUCCCGCUGAAUCUGUGCAAUUGAGCCCGUAUACUGCUUCAUUCUGUCUCACCAUGUCUAAGACAGAGCAAAAGGCCUGCCUCAUCGUUAUUGAUGGAUGGGGUAUCCCAUCUGACGAGAGCCCCAAGGAUGGCGAUGCCAUUGCGGCCGCCGAGACGCCCGUGAUGGACGAGCUUUCCCAGAGCGAGACUGGAUUUACCGAGCUUGAUGCCUCAUCGCUGGCGGUGGGACUGCCCGAGGGCUUGAUGGGCAACUCUGAGGUCGGCCACUUGAACAUUGGUGCGGGACGUGUUGUCUGGCAGGAUGUUGUCCGCAUCGACCAGUCGAUCAAGAAGGAGGAAUUCGACUCCAACGAGGUCCUCAAGAAGACUCUUGAGGGUGUUGUGAGCGGCAAUGGCCGCCUGCACCUCUGCGGUCUGGUUUCUCACGGUGGUGUGCACUCCAAGCAGACGCACCUGUACGCCAUCCUCAAGGCCGCCAAGAAAUACAACGUCCCCAAGGUUUUCAUCCACUUUUUCGGUGACGGCCGUGAUACCGACCCCAAGUCUGGUGCUGGCUACAUGGAGGAGCUGGUUGACUUUAUCAAGGAGCUCGGCCUUGGUGAGAUUGCCACCGUUGUCGGCAGGUACUACGCCAUGGACCGUGAUAAGCGAUGGGAGCGUGUUGAGGUUGCUCUCAAGGGCCUCGUUCUUGGCGAGGGCGAGGCGAGCGAGGAUCCCGUCGCUACUGUAAAGGCACUGUACGAGACAGAGGGCAAAAACAACAGAGAUGAGUUCCUUCUCCCCAUCAUUGUCGGUGGCGACGAGCGCCGCAUCAAGGAUGAUGACACCGUCUUCUUCUUCAACUACCGAUCCGAUCGUGCGCGACAAAUCACUCAGCUCCUGGGAGAUGUUGAUCGAUCCGUGCUGCCCGACUUCCCCUACCCUAAGAUCAACAAGCUCGUUACCAUGACUCGAUACAAGACUGACUACCCCUUCGAUGUUGCUUUCGAGCCUCAGAAGAUGGACAACGUUUUGGCUGAGUGGCUUGGAAAGCAAAACGUUGAGCAGGUGCACGUUGCCGAGACUGAGAAAUACGCUCACGUCACCUUCUUCUUCAACGGUGGUGUUGAGAAGGUCUUCCACCUCGAGACCCGUGACCAGGACCAGGACCUUGUUCCCUCCAACAAGACCGUCGCAACAUACGACCAGGCCCCUGAGAUGUCUGCGGAUGGAGUUGCCGACCAGGUUGCCAAGCGUCUGGCAGAGCAGAAGUUCCCCUUCGUCAUGAACAACUUUGCUCCCCCUGAUAUGGUGGGCCACACCGGUGUCUACGAGGCCGCUAUCGUUGGCUGUGCCGCCACCGAUAAGGCCAUCGGAAAGAUUCUGGACGCCUGCAAGAAGGAAGGCUACAUCCUGUUCAUCACUGCCGACCACGGCAAUGCUGAGGAGAUGAAGUUCGCCGAUGGAAAGCCCAAGACUAGCCACACCACCAACAAGGUGCCUUUCAUCAUGGCCAAUAAAACAGAGCAACAAUUACAGAUAGAAUGAUUUGGUGAGCAUGAUUAAAGAAGGAGUAUGGAUAGAAGAACGAUGAAUAAGGGCAUGAAGACAUAUACAUUUCAGAUAGAAACGACAAAUACGAAAUAUCUACACCUAUGAACACUAUUACUGCCAAACAUGCGGGUGACAAAUGCGAAAUACUAAUACCAUGAGCACUACGGAGUACUGAGUACCUAAUGUGCGGGUGAUAGAAAACGCCGCCAGUCUGUUGCUAUAAAUAUCCAUGUUGACAUGCAAUAAGCAGUGUAUUUUCUGUCACCCCAUGCCUAACACCACUCGGUAAGUGCAGCUACGUAUUAAGUAAA
Molecule: messenger RNA, 2082 nt
Organism: Trichoderma asperellum CBS 433.97
Lineage: Eukaryota; Fungi; Ascomycota; Sordariomycetes; Hypocreales; Hypocreaceae
Biological process (GO): glucose catabolic process
Cellular component (GO): cytoplasm
Molecular function (GO): manganese ion binding
Source: RefSeq, a predicted model, not a curated record